This is a messenger RNA of Centropristis striata (black sea bass), 1893 nucleotides long. Its product is annotated as E3 ubiquitin-protein ligase RNF126-like. Gene Ontology annotation, cellular component: cytoplasm. The record is from RefSeq and is a predicted model, not a curated record. The coding region runs from base 35 to 994 and encodes 319 amino acids. Gene Ontology annotation, molecular function: ubiquitin protein ligase activity. Lineage: Eukaryota; Metazoa; Chordata; Actinopteri; Perciformes; Serranidae. Gene Ontology annotation, biological process: protein ubiquitination. The transcript has 9 exons.
UCCUUCCGCCUCCCUGCUUGUUUAGUGGUUAAAGAUGGCGGAAGCUCCUCCAUGGCCCAGCCGGUUCUUCUGUCACAGAUGCUCCGCAGAGAUUAGUCCUCGGCUUCCCGAGUACACAUGUCCAAGAUGUGAUUCAGGUUUUAUUGAGGAACUGCUGGAGGAGAGAAGUGCUGACAAUGGCUCCAUGUCCACCAUCUCCAGCGGGCCCCCGAACCAGCAACCAUUUGAGAAUGCGGACCAGCACUUGUUUACAUUCCCUUCAGGCUACGGUCAGUUUGCCCUGGGGGUCUUUGACGACCGCUUCGACUUCGGGGCUGGACUGGGAACAGAGGAUAACAGGGACGCUGAAAACAGGCGAGAAAGGGAAACGGCAUCACGGCAACGAUACGGCGCCAGGCAACCAAGAAGUCGUCACGGUUCAAGGCGACAAGCAGGGAGGCAUGAGGGGGUUCCCACUCUAGAGGGAAUCAUUCAGCAACUAGUGAAUGGAAUUAUUGCACCCACUGCAAUGCCAAAUAUUGGUGUUGGACCCUGGGGUGUUCUUCACUCAAAUCCUAUGGAUUAUGCCUGGGGUGCUAAUGGACUAGACGCAAUUAUAACUCAGUUAUUAAACCAGUUUGAGAACACGGGACCUCCGCCUGCUGAUAGGGAUAAAAUAAAAACACUUCCUACAGUUCAAGUUACAGAGGAGCAUGUUGCUUCAGGCCUGGAAUGUCCUGUGUGUAAAGAAGAUUACAGUGUUGGAGAAAAUGUGAGGCAGCUCCCAUGCAAUCACAUGUUUCACAAUGAUUGCAUAGUCCCCUGGCUGGAACAGCAUGACACGUGUCCAGUGUGCAGGAAAAGCUUGAGUGGACAGAACACAGCAACCAACCCUCCAGAACUAUCAGGGAUGAACUUUACCUCCUCCUCUUCCUCCUCCUCGUCCUCUUCUUCUUCCUCUACCCCUCAGUCCUCAAGUUCGACCAGCAAUGAGAACUCCACUGAUAACUCCUAGAGGACCGUUUGUCCUUCUCACCCUACCAGCUGCUUCUAGCUCCUGGGCUGCUGUACUUCAGAGCGGUGACCUCCAGUCUCUCCCUGCUGGGGGGUGGAGACCAGGAGCACUCCAGCCUGAUUCAGGGCUAAGUGAUACAUGAGGUCCAUGUAUUUCUGCUCGUCCUGUUGCUCCCACCUUCAUCAGGGAUGUGAACAAAGGAAGGGUGGAGCCCUGGAUUGCAGCUUCUGUCAGGGAGGAUGUGGAAGAAGAAGCAUGGAAACUCUACGAGGAGCUGGAUCUACCUGAAUCACCUCAUACAGGAACAGAAAACAAAGGAAUCCAAAGGUAGAAGACUCGGGACAAAAAGACAGUCGCUGUUCUUUUUUUUUUUUUUUUUUUAAAUCUCCGGACUUGUAUGAUUUUAAAAUUACCCAUUUUUGCCAAUUAAGCAAAAAAGAGGUGUACAGUUAUUCAUUUUUAUAAGUAGCCUUCAUAUCUCACAGAUAAAAUGACCCAAAGUACGCACUUAAGUUUCUUAAGUUUUAGAAUAAUACUACAUUUGAUUCCUUGUUUUCUCAAAACAAAAUCUAAUAGUUUAUAAAAGUGAUUUUAUUGUCGAGAUCCACUUACAGAUACAGUUUGUUUGCACUUGAAAUUAUGCGUCAAAUUGCAGUAAUUUUGUGCUGUUUGGAAGAUGAUGUGCAUAAUCAUUAAUUACACACAUAAGGAUUUUAUGUCAUCUGCCUAAAACACUUAGAAACAUUUUAGUGCAUCUGUGCAUUUUAACCUAAAUUAAAUAUUUUCUAAAGUUGCCAGUUGAAAAAUAAUUGAUUUGCAGUUUGAUCAUGUCCAAAAAAAAGAACUGAUAUGAAAAUAAAAGCUUUUUGGGUGCUAGCACUCAAAAUUCAUGUAAAGCA